Messenger RNA from Dicrocoelium dendriticum, 408 nucleotides. Lineage: Eukaryota; Metazoa; Platyhelminthes; Trematoda; Plagiorchiida; Dicrocoeliidae. The record is from the annotation of a GenBank genome assembly.
AUGGUUGGUCUCCCCAGCCCUGGACCGCGCCGUCGCACCCUCAACGAAGGAUCAAAAACAAAGCCCCAAACAUUGUUUCUCCUCUCGUACUGUGUAUUUCUGUUCCAACCGUCAAAUGUCCAUGCACAAUAUGACCUGGACGAUCCCUUUAGAUGUCAGCGGAUAUGUACUCCAGACAAAUGCCGAUGUGUCGGACUAAAAGGAGUGGAAGGUCCUCCUGGACCAAUUGGUCAAACCGGAGAGUGGGGCAUUGCUGGAGAUCGUGGCGUACCAGGCUUGCCCGGAACCAAGGGUGACAAGGGUUCAUCUGGUUUGCUGGGUAGACAAGGCUUCAAAGGUGAACAGGGUGUUCAAGGCCCUCCGGGAUAUCACGGGCAAAAUGGACUUUCGGUGAGUAUAUUCACGUGA